AGGAGGAGGAGGAGGAGGAAGAGCAGGGGCCUGGGGUCGGCGGAGCCCCGUGUCGGUGCAGCCGGCGGCGGGCGGCCGCUGUCCCGCGGCGCCCCGGCGGCGCCCCGGCCGUGUCUGUGUGCGAUGAAGAAGCCGGACGGGAAGGUGGUGCUGCUGGGGGACAUGAACGUGGGCAAGACCUCGCUGCUGCACCGCUACAUGGAGCGGCGCUUCCAGGACACCGUCAGCACCGUCGGCGGCGCCUUCUACCUGAAGCAGUGGGGGCCCUACAACAUCUCCAUCUGGGACACGGCAGGACGGGAGCAGUUUCAUGGCCUUGGGUCUAUGUACUGCAGAGGAGCAGCUGCCGUGAUCCUCACAUACGAUGUGAACAGCCUCCAAAGCCUGUUGGAGCUGGAAGACAGAUUCUUGGCGCUGACGGACAGUGCAAGCGCUGACUGCAUUUUUGCUAUUGUUGGAAAUAAAGUUGACCUCACUGAUGACUGUACUUUGCCACCUGAUGAAAAUAGACCUGAAAAGUCAGUUGCCAGCUGUGGCGCAAAGGUGCGAAAACAAGUCCGUGCAGAGGAUGCGAUUGCGCUCUAUAAGAAGAUAUUGAAAUACAAAAUGCUAGAUGAGAAGGAUGUUCCAGCCGCUGAGAAAAUGUGCUUUGAGACCAGUGCAAAAACAGGAUAUAAGGUGGACUACUUGUUCGAAACUGUGUUUGAGAUGGUAGUGCCAAUAAUUGUAAGGCAGAAAGCUGAGGGGCCACCCCAAACUGUAGACAUCACUGACUACAAGCCAGCAAAAAGGACAAAAUCUGGGUGUUGUGCCUGAAACAUUUACGUGACGUAAGAAAUGGGAGGGACUGUUCACUGUAGCAGACUGAAGACUAAAAAGUUGUUACAGUUCACCAGAAAAGAAAAGUGAAAGAAUAAAUAGACUGUAAUGGUUUAUGUGGGAGAAGAAAAAAAAAAGCCCCACCCACAACCAAGUCUCCUGAAUAUUAAAUGUUUCUGGGAAACUCUGGUGUGUGAGAAUGUGAGUGAAAUUAUGGAGGAGGACUUGCCAGUUUCCAAGGGCUCAGAAGACAAAUUGUGUUAGUACGUUUGGUAAGGACAAUCAUUUGAGCAGUUUUGAAGGAGUCUUAUUUUUAAUGACUCACCAUUUCGUGUUGCAUAUAAAUGAUCUAUUUGUAUACUCUAUGCAGCUUUCAAAUGAUUAUCAUCUUUACCCUUGUGAUUCUAACUUUGGAAGAUUGAACACAUGGUACUUUUUUUAUUCUUAAAGAGAAAAAGAAAAUCCAGAUAUAAUUUAUAUUUGUAGCUAAUAAAGUGAUUACAGUCUUCUUAUGUCAGUUAUGACACUGUAAGAUUCAGAAGCUGUACUAUUAAAAUCACUGUGGAUAUGUA
Molecule: messenger RNA, 1391 nt
Organism: Cygnus olor (mute swan)
Lineage: Eukaryota; Metazoa; Chordata; Aves; Anseriformes; Anatidae
Gene: RAB20
Product: RAB20, member RAS oncogene family
Exons: 2
Coding region: 124-816 (230 amino acids)
Biological process (GO): intracellular protein transport
Cellular component (GO): endomembrane system
Molecular function (GO): GTPase activity; GTP binding
Source: RefSeq, a predicted model, not a curated record